GUUCCAAAAACGUUGAGAUGCCCAGAGAAAACAGGAAAAGGGGAAAGAAACAUAAAAAACAAGCGGAAGAGCAAGAUUAUCCUGCUCAAAGUCAAAAUGCGUCUCACCCAGUGGAAAACAAGGAGCCAGAGCAAAAUGCAGGACCGUCUUGGAUUGUGUCUGGAUCAGCACAGGAAGAGAUCAACCCAGAAGCACCAUUCGGAUAUGUGGAUGCUGAUUUGAAGUCGUACUUCAAAACCGUAGAUGCUCAGAUUCGCAAUUGGCAAGAAGAUGAGUUUCAUACCGAGGACAAGAAUGAAGAUAUUGACCCAAAUGAAGAAAGACGGCUUUUCUUCAUGGCUGCCCUUACGGAGAUGUCGGGAAAGGAAAAACAACUCGCGACAGACUCUGAUUGUUCAGUCAUAUUAGAAAGAAUGGCGUACUCAAUGGACGACUUCGUACGCAGAGUUUUCAUCGACAGCUUGAGUGGCUCCUACGAGAAACUCAUUCAGCACCGUUUUGCUUCACACGUCUGUCAGACGCUCUUCACGGUGUCAGCAGAUACGAUAGCCAGAGAAUCCAGAGGUAUUUAUCCAGAAGCCCCUGCAUCUGCAGAGAAGGGUGAAUUACGCACUUUGACACAGCUGGUCCUUGAUAUAUGCCAAGAACUCAAGCCAAGUUUUUCAUCCCUUAUUAUGGAUCCCUUUGCUUCGCAUGUUUUGCGCGCCCUUCUUCUUGUACUAUCUCCAUCCCUACUCCCAGCCGAUUCGUCAACAACCAAAGCUCAAUCGAAUUUACGAUCUAAAAAGAGUGUUGCUUGGAAAGCGCGGCAAGGUGUCAUGAAAUCUGUCUUCACAGAUGAGAAAGGAAAGAAUAAAGUAAUUACGGCGCAAAAGACACCAAAGGAGUUCUACAAUGCUGCAGGAGACUUUGUACGCGCUGUGCGAGAGGGGUUGGGACCAAACGAGGUGCGAGCACUAGCAGCCAACAAAGUCGCAAGCCCAGUUUUGCAGUUAAUGCUUGAGAUAGAGGCAGAUCAAGGCGAAUCUGCGGUACCAGACUCACUGAUGGAUCACGUUCUGGUCGGUAUGAUCACAGCCUACCGAAACGAUCCUCAGGCGUCACCAGAAGUCUCUGAUUAUCUUUCGACUCUUUUGCGCGACCCUACCUCUUCUCACUUGCUGGAGACCCUGAUAACACGCAGUAUAGAGCCUGUAUUUGCUAUUCUCUGGUCCACAUACUUUCAGGGGAAGUUGUCAAAGCUUGCUGUGCAUCCUGUAGCGAACUUUGUUGUUGCUAAGGCUCUAGAACGGCUAAACGGUAGCCAGUUGAAAACAGCUCUAGAUGAACUUGAAGGCACCUGGGAGAAAGUCAUCAAGUCAUCAAGAGCUGGUGUUUUGCGUGCCGUUAUCGAGAGGGCCAUUACUCUUCGUGCUAUUGAGGAUGAUGUAGUGAAUGCUGUCUGCGCGGCGUUUGGUUUGACUGAUCUUGAACAACGCAAUCUAGUAGUACCUUGUGUAUUGUACUUGAUGCCACUUCAGGAAUAUCUUCCUUGGUCGGCUCAGAAAGAGCCUGCAGAACCCCAAAAUAAAGCCAACAAGAACCCCAACAGUAAAGAACCCAACGUGCAAGGCGCUUUACUCCUACAGUCCCUGCUUCGACUUAGUGAGCCACAAAAUCAGCUUGUAAUAGACAGUAUCAAGUCUCUUCCCAUGGAAGAGUUGAUGAAGAUAGCACACCAUGCUACGAGCUCCAGGAUACUCGAUGCCUUGUUCGAAUCAACAACCGUACCUUUUAAAUCGAAACGGAGCUUUGUUUUAUCUCUGAUUGGCCACUACCACACCUUGGUUGAUGACCGCAUAGGUAGUCGUGUAGGAGACCGAUGUUGGGCAUUUGCAGAUCCUUAUCUAAGGGAAAAGAUCGCGCGUUCCCUUAUUUCGUAUGAUCAGUUCCUGGCUGCUUCAUACUAUGGAAAAUUCUUCGCUCGACACCUCAAUCUAUAUCUGCUACAAAAACGACCGCAGGAAUGGAAGGAUUUACAGUCCCAAAGCAAGGCAGCGGCAGCUAAAGCUCCUCGGGUUUCAGCAGAAAGGCCAUCUAUCCAUUCAGUGAAAGAGCUUUCUAACGUCUCAACCUCGGAAGAUAAACCCAAAAAACGAAAGCGACCAGAACGUCCAGGAGAUGAUAUUGAUGCUGUCUUCUCUGUCUUUGGAAAGAAAAUCAAAAGAGGCGCUUUGAAGGACAGCCCGGACUCUCUUCUAGUUGAAAGACCAACCGAAGCCGAAAAUCCUGUCCCAAAUAAACGCACGCAGUUGAUAGACGAUGAUUUAAAGGCUAUAUUAGGAGCUAUCCAAGCUGUUCCUAAAAGCGAAAAAAGUCACAAGAAAAAAGGACGAGUUCAUUGAAAGCUCUCUUAUUUUAUUUCAAUAGAGUGUGUAUGUGUAUAGUGUGGGUAUGAGGUAUAUAUCAGUGUUAGCUACUAUGCUGGAUAUGUAAUAUGUUGACAAAAUGGGUGACACAAUACGCAUUUUUCCCUCGCUCAUUACGUUGUGUGAAUACAUAAUUGUUAAAAGC
Messenger RNA from Serpula lacrymans var. lacrymans S7.9, 2553 nucleotides. RefSeq lists its product as uncharacterized. Gene Ontology annotation, molecular function: RNA binding. Gene Ontology annotation, cellular component: 90S preribosome; preribosome, small subunit precursor; nucleolus. The transcript is spliced from 13 exons. The record is from RefSeq and is a predicted model, not a curated record. NCBI's taxonomy places the organism in Eukaryota, Fungi, Basidiomycota, Agaricomycetes, Boletales, Serpulaceae. Gene Ontology annotation, biological process: ribosomal small subunit export from nucleus; endonucleolytic cleavage in ITS1 to separate SSU-rRNA from 5.8S rRNA and LSU-rRNA from tricistronic rRNA transcript (SSU-rRNA, 5.8S rRNA, LSU-rRNA); endonucleolytic cleavage in 5'-ETS of tricistronic rRNA transcript (SSU-rRNA, 5.8S rRNA, LSU-rRNA). The coding region runs from base 18 to 2384 and encodes 788 amino acids.